AUGGGCAUACUCCUCAACGAGUUCCUCGUCGAGAUGUUUCCCGAAAAGAAGUUCGCGAGGAUGUUAGAUCAUGCACGUGUUCUAGAACGCUAUAACUCCUCGUUACUCCGCUAUUCCCGUCCUCAGUAUUUCGAGAGAGUCUUGUGUAAAUAUUUGCUCGCAAAGAGCCUGCUCUAUGAUUCGCCCAUGCUUCCAGAUGAGAAGAGAACGGGUGUUGAUAAAGGUCAACCUAUGACCCGAGGUUCUCUUCUGGAAACUGUUUCACAAUUCCAUUAA
Nezara viridula (southern green stink bug) is the source of this 276-nucleotide messenger RNA. Lineage: Eukaryota; Metazoa; Arthropoda; Insecta; Hemiptera; Pentatomidae. The record is from the annotation of a GenBank genome assembly.